CGGCUUCGUGCAUAAUCCCAACAUUCGCGGAACCAUGGAAAUUGUCUGGGACUCUCUCGGGGUCAUCAUCCUUUGCACUUGGUCGAUCCUUGCAGUCCACGUACCUGAGCAAUUCAACGACCCCGUCCCCGGCAAUAGCAAGUUCACGUCAGCACUUGGCCGACUGGGGAGAGCCUGCUACCCAAUGUUGAUUAAGCUGGGGUGGGUGCUGUUCACCCUCCUCGUGCCCGAGUUCGUGCUCGGGAAAGCACUUAACGGCUUUAUGCGCGCGCGAGAGGUAGAGAAGAGCAAACAACCCGGCGUGUCCGAGAAGAAGGCUGCGGUCCCAGCCCUUUACCAGGAACAGAUGAAGGGGUGGACAGCCACUCACACGAUGCUAGCGGACAUUGGUGGCUUCGGUAUUGAUUUUCGGAGUCUGCUGCCUUCCCGCAGCGAGUCUGGCGAGAGUCUAGCAGCUGAUCAUGGAGCUGAUGUGCUAGUCCCAUCUCCAGGAAAUAAUAUCGAACAAAGGAAAGACAUGUCGGCACCAGAGAUCCAAAGCCGAACCGACGACACUCCUACACAGGCGGCAAUGGGCCGGUAUAGCCCCCUACUUCCUGCCGAUGCCAUAUCAAUCGCAGCUUGUCCCGAAGAUCGACGUCUCACAAACUUCAUUCAAGAAAUAACACACGCUCACAGUAGCCUAGGCGGGUUCGAUUGGCAACCAAAUCCAGAUCACCGUCGGAUAAUAAAUGAACUGGCGUCCGAAGGUCACCUACCGGAAGAGUGGUCGUUUGAGCAAUUUAACGAGUGGGCUAGGUCCCCUUUGUACACAUUGUGCGGAGACAAAUGGAUCCUCAAUGCGACGCAAUUCCUGCAGGCGGCGGAAAGAGGACUUAUUGCACUACCGACCCGAGAGGUCACAGAGAGCGUCAUUCGGGACAAAAGCAAGAGCAGUGACCUCGUGUCCUUUUUUGCCUUGGUCCAGAUCGUACAGUUAGCAGCUUCGUUGGUCGACCGGGCCACCCACCACAUAGCGAUCAGCCAGCUGGAGAUGGUCGCACUCGCCUACGGUGUUUGUGCCAUUGCAACGUACCUUCUCCAGUGGUCAUGCCCGAAAGACGUUGAGGUACCUGUCUUCGUACCCGCACUAAGGGCAGCAUCGAAGGAAGACGUCAUGCUGAUAAGUCGGCAAGGGCAGGCAAGGUGGUGGUGGGGGGGCAUGUUUCAACUUGGUCGCACAUACACCAUUCCAUACCUUUUCACGCCCAGACAUUCUUUAGGCCAUGACGUCGGGACCUUGAUAGCGCUCGUGAUCUUCGGAUCCUUCCACUUGUUGGCCUGGGGAUUCCCAUUCCCUUCUGCCGUCGAACGACUUAUAUGGCAGAUCGCUUCGGUAGCAAUCACAGUGAUUCCGGCAGCGAUACUGGUCGUUAUGGCGCUUUUGUUGCUAGGGGUUUCCGGUCCAAUUCGGUCUGUAUCUGGAGAGGGCACACUCUUAUGGUUUAGCCUUUAUCCUAUGAUAUUAGUUUCGGCUUUAUUCGGCUUGGGGAGGAUGUUUCUGAUUGUGGAAGCUUUUCGAUCUUUAUACUUUCUUCCUCCAUCUACCUAUAUUGCUACG
Messenger RNA from Ilyonectria robusta, 1600 nucleotides. RefSeq lists its product as uncharacterized. The transcript has 2 exons. The record is from RefSeq and is a predicted model, not a curated record. NCBI's taxonomy places the organism in Eukaryota, Fungi, Ascomycota, Sordariomycetes, Hypocreales, Nectriaceae. The annotation marks the transcript as partial.